Molecule: messenger RNA, 2971 nt
Organism: Thrips palmi
Lineage: Eukaryota; Metazoa; Arthropoda; Insecta; Thysanoptera; Thripidae
Exons: 8
Coding region: 761-2902 (713 amino acids)
Molecular function (GO): protein binding
Source: RefSeq, a predicted model, not a curated record
CAGCGUUCCGCUAAACUCAUUUUCCCAGUCCUACUUGAACCGGAGCGCCCUAACCAUGAUCUCAUGUGCCUGUCCCAGUUUCCACCGUUUCGACGUUGACUCACAUUCAUGCUCGAUCUCUGCAGUUCGUCGUCACUUGGCAAAAUCUCUGAGCAGGCCAGCGGCAAUGUUGAGGAGAUCCUUCCUGACCAUCAAGCUUCGUCGUCGUCGUGCAAACUGAAUCCUUCGCUGGCUCAGCGCGAUAACCGAACGUCCGAGCUGCAACGCUGGCCGACUGUUGUGUCUGCUGUACUGUUCGCCUUCGCUCCGCUCAACUGUCUCCCCUCUCCUCCUCCUCCUCCUUCCGCCUCCUUCUCUGCCUGCCUGCACUGCCUGGACCACCAGCCGCGCGCUUCAGAGGGAAAGGGGAGGGGGAGGAGUUGGGUGUGGACGAGAAAGGCAAUCACUUGUUAGUGUUUGAUCCGGAGGAGCCUUUUCAGCGCGCUUUCAGUUCGUUAGAAGCAGCCCUGUUUAAAAGGCUGCAACUCCAGAGCCUCUCCGCGGCUCCGAGUGUGGCAAGCCUGCUGCUCUGCGUACGACGGCACAACCGCAGUCGCCACGGUGCAGUCGCUGCAGAAAGCAGAGGUAGGCGAGGCUGUUCGGAACUCUCCUGGCAGCAGUAGAGGACUCUAGGCAGCAGCGGGCCCCCCGCUCGCCUUCCUCACCUUCCCCGAACGGAGCUUGGCACUCGACACGGCCUUAUUCCAAAUCAUUGGAGAACAUGGCGACUUCAACUGCAACUGGAAGGAUUUCUACUCCAAUGGCUGCGGAGUGCUGCAACUGCGGCCAGAAGUUUGGCCCGCACUGCCAGCCGGCCGGGGUGCACAACUGCGGCCACACGCCGUGCCAGUCCUGCGUGGAGGCGGGGCCAGACUCGGAGAGCCGCUGUGGCGUAUGCAGAAAGAGGUCUAGGUGGAGCCAGAUGGCCUGCAAGGGACUCGACGCCGGGUGCUCCAGUCAAGGCGGCCACCCUCUCCACUGCGACACGCUGCCCACCGAUCAGUGCCUGGGCGAGCACAAGUCCUGCAAGGUGCAGCGCUUGACCCGGGACUCUGCUCGGAGCGUCGCCGCCAUGCACGACGGCGUGGCCUCAGAGCUGCAGCACGCCCAGGAGAGCCUCCAGGGACUGAGGACGUGGGCCAGUGCCGCCGAGGGCCGCCAGGACUCCGCCGCACUCCGUGCGCACGCGGCCAGCUUGGGCCGCAUCCGAGGCGUGCUGCAGCAGGCGCUCCAGGACUUCGUGGAGGAGGCGCGCCGCUGCCAGGCAGAGGAAACCACUAGUUCGGACGAGUUCCAGAUCGGUACUUUGCUGGAGUCGGGCUCUUCUAUGGACACGAGCCCCCUUCCACAGCCUGGCACUCCGCUGGAGUUUGGCACUCCGCUGGAGUCUGGCACUCUGCUGGAGUCUGACACUCCCCUGGAGUCUGGCACUCCGCUGGAGUCUGACACUCCCACUCCCCUGGAGUCUGGCACUCCGCUGGAGUCUGACACUCCCACUCCUCUGGAGUCUGGCACUCCGCUGGAGUCUGGCACUCCGCCGGAGUCUGGCACUCCGCUGGAGUCUGGCACUCCGCUGGAGUCUGGCACUCUCCUGGAGUCUGGCACUCUCCUGGAGUCUGGCACUCCCCUGGAGUGUGGCACUCUCCUGGAGUAUGGCAGUCCUCUGGAGUCUGGAAAUCCGCUGGAGUCGCUGCCCCUGGAACUGCUGCUGGCGGUGCUGGCCUACGUGCCGACGGAGCAAUUGCUGCCCCUGCGGCUGCUGAACCGUUACUGGAGAACGCUGAUCCUGGAGGAGCCACUGUGGCGCCACCGCCGCUUUGAGGUUCCCUUCGAAUCUGGCUCCGGACAGCCGGCCAUUGCAGCCAUCCUGCGCUUGGCCCCGGCGCUGGACACGCUGAACAUGCAGACUGGACUUUAUGGUUCGUCUCACGGGCGUCUUUACCUUCAGGCUCUCGCCGUGGGCAAGUGCAAGGUCCGCUCUCUGCAUCUCAGCUUUUCAGCUAACACGGUGUUGAACAAGUUGAUCUCGGAAGUGUUCUCCGGUCGUAGGUCCACAUUACGGGAGCUCGACAUGUACCUUGACGGCUUUCAGGCUAACAGUAACCUAGUGCCAGCAUUGGAGGCCAUUGACGCUUUGGAAGAGCUGAAAACGCUGCGUCUCAGUACUCACAGGGGGCAAAGACACGGUUUUGCCUUCAAAUGUCUUCGCCUGACGACUCUAGACAUCGCGGUGGGUCUGGAGAUAGAAUUGGCUCGGGACCUCAUCCGCCUGGGAAGAAGCACUCUGACCACGAUCAAAUGCGGUUCUCAAAUGGACGAGCUGAAGACAGAUUUGGCACAGUGCGAAAAGCUCACCCACUUUGAAGCCACCACCUACUCGGUGGGCGGGCUUGCUGCACUUGUCCCGCAACUGUCUCACCUACAGUGCAUAACAAUACACGUGUCUGGUGGUUUUUAUCGCUUUGAUGUGCAAUGGUUCCAGCGGGCUGCCAAAAACUUUUCCGGAAAGAUCCAUCUUAUUGUUUCAACUUAUUGGUGCCAUUGGAGUAACGUCACCUCGUCGGCGGACUGCCUACGCAACGUCCACAGAGUGACGCUUGAGGACAGGUCAAAGUCAAACGAGGCCAACCCACCUGGGCCCGUCGCAGAGGUCCUGCGCUCUCUAACGUCGGUGGAGCACCUCGUGUUGAACUUCAAGACGGACUUCCAAAGCGUGCUCGAGAGCUGGCCAGCAUCAACGGUGCCUCGCCUUCAGUACCUCUCCAUCUCAGCAAAAGACCAAGAAGACUCACGUGGCUUUCGGUCAUCCAUGACACAGGCUUUUAGAGCCUGGCGUCCCAGUCUCAACUUAAAGUUUCUGUAACUGCUUUGAUCUCGAAACACAUAAUUGUCUCCACUUGUCUUCAUAGGUUUAUUAAAUAAAUGAAACCAA